Molecule: messenger RNA, 1683 nt
Organism: Strongylus vulgaris
Lineage: Eukaryota; Metazoa; Nematoda; Chromadorea; Rhabditida; Strongylidae
Source: the annotation of a GenBank genome assembly
AUGUCCAAUAAAGUAUAUCGAGUAAAAGCUAGGGCGUCCCCCGGAAGCGACGCGCACUCGAGCCCGACGGGUGCGAAUAAAGCACUCCGAUUAGCUACCAUCAAUCUUGGAACUCACUGGACGACAUCGAGAAUUGGCGGAUUUCCUGAGAAGACGGGAGUGGAUAUAGCCUGCACACAGGAAACCAAAUGGAAGGGUAGAAAGUCUCGCGAUAUCGGAGAUGACUAUAAGCAUAUUUACAAUGACACAAGCAGCAGUCGCAUUGAAGUAGGUAUAACUGUCUCAGAAAGCCUAAGAAGCAGGAUUGCAGCAGUCGACCGAUUAAGUGAUCGACUUAUGAGCAUAAAGAUUGACACUGGUAGAAAAUCCUUUCGAAUUGUCACCGCCUACGCUCCGCAAACCGGAUGCAAGGACGAAGAAAAGAAUAUGUUCUGGCAGGAGCUUGACGAUUUCACAUCCAUACACAGGAUGAGAUACUCCUGCUUGGAGCAGAACGGUCAUAUAGGGGAGAAAAGAAAUGAUGACACACCAAGCGAAUUCUGGAAAGACUGCGGAUGGCUCGGUGCCUCUUGGCUUGCAAGCCACUUCAAUCAGAUCAUCAAAGCUAAGAGCAUGCUCCAUGAUUGGUCAAACAGCACAACGAUUCCGAUAUGGAAAAAUAAAGGCGAUAUCGCAGAUUGUUCAACGUAUCGGCCAAUUCGGCUGAUGAGCCACACUCUAAAGAUCUUCGGAAGAGUACUUGAAAAACGACUUCGAGCGAUCAUAAAGUUGCCAUCCAAUCAAUGCGGAUUUGUGAAGGGUGCCGGUACUGCUGACGCCAUCCAUACUGUACGGACAGUGAUGGAGAAGUAUAGAGAAAAACGAAGAGAGCUACAUGCGGCUUUCCUUGAUAUGGAGAAUGCUUUCGACAAGGUACCCCAUGAUGUCAUAUGGUGGGCGCUGCGAAAGCACAUGGUUCCAGAAGUAUACAUCCAAUGGAUAAAAAUGAUUUAUCACGGAGCCACGAGCCAAAUGUACCGCGGCGGGACAGUCAAAAUCAUUCCGCAUAAAGACCAGCGUGCUCGUCGAAACAACCUCGCUGACGUUGCUUCCAAGGACGGAAGUCAGGAAACUAUGGUUAAUGUAACAGCUCUUAUUGCAUCGCUGAUCAUGCUACCUCUUGUCAGUGGGCACCACACGCUUAUCUGGUUUCUUUUUAUGGUAUUCACUGCUGUACAUUUGUAUGCAAACUAUCGUGCAGUUCGUGCCUUGAAUAUGGAAACGCUGAAUCUUAAGAGAGCUACCAUCCUUAUCAGAUCUUGGUUGUCUCUAAAUUCUAUCCCAUCCAUCCAAGAAUGCAACGAAGCGGAACCACUCUUUUAUGGAUUUGGAACACGAUACCUUGGUUGUCCAUUGCGCGAUUUGUUGUCAUAUCAGAAAAGAGUUCCUUCUGCACAACUUCGUGUUUGUGACUACUACAUUUUGCUUUACGAUACACAAAGGAACAUUGGUUGGGUUGCCCUAAACGACGGUUCGCCAAAUCUUUCUCCUCUGAACGCCGUUUUCGACAUUGAAGUUCUUGCCUCCAAAAGAGAAGUCAAGACCAAAGAAUUUGAGACGUUUGCCAAAGAAUUAAGUGCCAAGGGGUGGAAAGCAGAGAAUGCUAACCUCGGUUUUGAUGAAUGGACGUUUACUCGGAAAUAA